AUGGAGAAACAUCCCGAAAUAUUUAAACACAGGCACAUAACAGUUGUGCAAUUCCUUCAACGGAAACACAACGGAUUUUUGAAAAAGCUCAUUUUAGCAAACACCGAGAAAAAGGUAUCAUUUAUUUUAAAAGCGCUAGAAGAGUUUACACUGUUUAUGGCAGAUAAAGAAAUGAAAAAUAUGUAUGUCAAAUUUAUUGGAGCGAUGGAUGGCUGGCUGAAAACACUUGAAAAACACAACCCUUGGCCAAGAAAAAAUCGCGAAUUGUCUAUUGUUGCUGGUUUAUUAUUAUUACCAAUGCAAAGGCUCCCAAGAUAUGAAUUGCUCCUGAUGGAUUUAAUAAAGAGCCCACAACUCCAGGGGAAUAUUGAUGUGAAGAGAGCUCUUGACUCUUCAAAAGAAAUGGCAAAUCACGUCAAUUCUAAAACAAAGAAAAUGACGUGUAAAACAAAGAAAUAA
Entamoeba invadens IP1 is the source of this 459-nucleotide messenger RNA. RefSeq lists its product as hypothetical. NCBI's taxonomy places the organism in Eukaryota, Evosea, Mastigamoebida, Endamoebidae. Gene Ontology annotation, molecular function: guanyl-nucleotide exchange factor activity. The record is from RefSeq and is a predicted model, not a curated record. The coding region runs from base 1 to 459 and encodes 152 amino acids. The transcript has a single exon.